CUAUGGAUAUUAUAGAAUUUGCUGGGAAAAGUCUCCCUCACACACAUUAUUGGAAAUUACUGUCAGGCAUCUGAAGUUUGUCUAAUGCCUGCACAAGCCAUGAAUGUAACAAGUGAUCAGAAGCUGUAACUUUCAGAAUAAGUAUUGAUCACUAUUGAGUUGUUUUUGAAAGAGGGCAGGGAGAUGAUUUGCCAUUGCUUUCUCACAGUGGAAGGAGCAGACUGCACUUUGCAAUUCUUUGUGACCUGUCAGCUGACUUGUGUUUUAGCAGGCAAGAAGAACCCAUCAUCCAAGGGCAAGGUAGUGCUGACCAACAUGCGGAUACUGAGCAAUGGGUUGACAGUGUUGCCACCUACAGCCAUAGACCAUGCAGAGGAAUCCAAGCUUCCCAAAGUCAACAUCCCACUAGAAUGCUUGGGAAAUCCGGGCACAGGAGACUCCUCUGCAAAACGAGACAAUGUGGCCACUCUGACUUACCUCAACACCUUACAGUCCAAGUGCCAGCUUCAUAGAUUGUCCAAAUUUGAAUCGGAGGAUUCUGGGGUUGAACUGCCAAGUGGAGCUAAUUCUCCAUCUACACCAAAGGGCUCAGAGAAGAGCUUUGUGCUUCACACCGGAGACUUAUCUUCUGACUCUGGAGUGCUCAGCACCUCUUCUUCUCCAGAAAUUGACCAUAUCAUAAGACAGGGUAAAGACAUCAGAGAGGCCAGCCAGCGUGCCACAGAAAGUGAAAAGCAAGUUGAAUAUUACAGCCAGGCAGCAGAUACGGUGCAGAUCCCUACAGCUUCCUUAGAACAUUUCAGUGAUUGUCAGGAGGAACAAAGUCCUGAUCAAUUUUUUGGCCAAAGUGAAGGACAAUAUUUGGAAGAGAAUCCCAGCAAAGAGAAAGACCUUUCUAUUAAAGACAAUCCUCUAGCUGUUUACCCCAAAGAAAAGCAAAGGCCAAUCAUCAACCAUUACAAAGAUACCUUUGGGAGUAUGCAAGAUCUUCAGCUCCAUGGACACCAGCUCACAAAAUAUCCCACAAGCGACAGCUUAGAUGAAUACAUGGAUGAGUGUUGUCGAUUAAGUGAGGUGAACCAAGGGAACACCAAGGCUCUCAGCUCUGGCCUGGGGUAUCUAGAACACAUCUGUCAGCUGAUAGAGAAAAUCGGGCAACUGCAAGAACAUAACCUGCGACUCCAAAAGCAAGUGUGCAGUUUGCAGAAGGAGCAGAAGAUGAGCCAGAUAAAGCAAGAGUAUUUUCUGCAACACUGUUCUUGUGGAGCUGCCAGCAUCUUACUCAACUCGUACCAGGAGGUGAAGAAAUUUUUUCCUGGGAGGAGCAGACCGCAUAGUCUCUUGGUUCAGAGUGGAAAUCAGUCCGACCUUUCAAUCAUCCCGGAAAGAGGUGUGUUUUGGUACUGAUAUCUUGUGCCCCUGAUUCAUUCCUCUUCUGCAACUUGUGUUGUGCAAACUGGGGGUACAGUGCCACUAAACCAGAUGGGUAGGGUUUCAUGUUGCUUUGCUUUGCUUUGCUUUUGCACAAGUGUAAAUGCCUGCACAAGGCAAUAAUGAGUCAGGCCCAAA
This is a messenger RNA of Pelodiscus sinensis (Chinese soft-shelled turtle), 1569 nucleotides long. The record is from RefSeq and is a predicted model, not a curated record. NCBI's taxonomy places the organism in Eukaryota, Metazoa, Chordata, Testudines, Trionychidae.